Mycena indigotica is the source of this 1644-nucleotide messenger RNA. RefSeq lists its product as uncharacterized. The transcript has 6 exons. Bases 1 to 1644 code for a protein of 547 amino acids. NCBI's taxonomy places the organism in Eukaryota, Fungi, Basidiomycota, Agaricomycetes, Agaricales, Mycenaceae. The record is from RefSeq and is a predicted model, not a curated record.
AUGACGACAUUGAUUCUGUCCCUCGGCGUCGUCGUGUGCCAUCCUGCCGGCCCCAGCGUUGUCGGGCCCAUCAUAUCGCCUCGUCGUUGCACGAAGGUUAAGAAGGGGGUCGGAUACCGAGCACAACAACGGGCGCAGAAAAGCCGUUCUCGUGAAUUGAAUAACGAGCUUGUGUCAUUUCAACUCAAGGCUCGCCAAAAUGAACAAAAGAUCAUUCGGAAACUGGCCGCAAAGUUCAAUACUCGGGUAGGAGCUGUGGAGCGCAAGCUUCAGAGCUCGCAAAACUGGAAGAAGCAGCGGAGAACGUCGAAACGAAGCGCCUUGCUGGGAUAUUACACCCGAAGCGUCAAUGCAGAAAGAGCCGCUGCAGGCAAAUCGCCCAUAUCGUACAUCACUCUCCAAGCACGGGUCAAAAAACACCCGGAGCUCCUCGACUUUGGUCCUGAAAAGACUGAAGAAAUUGUUGCAGAAUAUGAGGCUCGUAAAAAGCUCAAAGCAACUGGAACCCGCGCGACUGCGCUUGGAGAGGCGAAGGAUGUAGAUGGGACGGCCAAGGUUAUGGGCAAGCUCAUGACCAAUCUCAGAAAACGGACGCAUGCUGUUUCGUUUGGCCUGGUGGCGCCUACUGAUCGCAAGAAUACCCUGACAAUACCGGCAAUAGUCGAUGCUGGCGGCGCACGCUACAUGUAUGACCGACAUGGAAUGACAGAGGCCGAAGUUGCGAAGGAUUUUGCAGACUGGGCAAUGAGCUUAGGGAAAGGGGUUGACCGUAUGUCAACGACACAAUUGCGUCAAUACUGCACGAAGUUCAUCAAGAAUGGCCUUGCUCACACUGCCGGCAAAGAAACCCGCAUGAAUUACGACAACUAUCCCAACGCUAUCAUCCUCAACCUUCGCGUCCAUCUCGUUGGCUGGCCGGAGGGGUGCCCCUGGAUGUCACCAUCAGCUAUAAGCACAAUCAGCCAACUCCGCUGUCUAGCACGAGCAAUCAACCAAAAGGAAUGCUAUUGGAAGGAGGUCGAGUCAGACGAGGAGCAGGAGCAAAUUGAGAAGGAAUACGCAGACCUAGUCGAGGCUGGAAAGCGCCCUACUCCUACUGGGCAAUCCCGGGCCACUCGUUCUGACAAAGGCAGAAAGCGAGGAAAGCAGAGGAAAUCGGCAGCAGUCGAGGAGCAUGAUUCGCGGGAUGAGACGAGCCCAGACGAGCGCGAAAGUGAGGAUGAGGGUAGAGAUCGGGGUCGGGGUCCAGGUCGUCAUAAAUCGUCGCGGCCUACUGCCACUGCAAAGGCGAAUGCUGCCGCAAAGGCAAAGAAAACAAAGGCAAAGAAAGCAUCAAACGCUACCUCACCUAUUCCUCUUCGACGCUCCUCUCGCCAGGCCGAAUCCUCCAGGCUGAAACGCAAACGCCGCGAGAGGACAAUGCCGAAAAUAAUGAGCCGCGCCCGAAAGAAGCACAAGUCAAACAAAGCAUAUCGAAACCUUCUCAAGCAGAUGAACAAGUCAAAGGGAGGAACUGGGCUCCCGAAAACGACAACCUCUGCAGCGAUGACAGUGGCAGCAACGGCAGGUGCAUCAUUGACAUCAGCGGAGAAGAAAAAUGUUGUCAAAGGGAAGAAGGGAGGUCCGCCUGGUCAUCGGGCGUAA